GAGAGAGAAAGAAAAGUAAAAAGAUGCAAUCAGGCAAUACGAAUCUCGGUAUGUCUCCUGUACAUUCUUCCUGUCGAGAAAAAGAUCGACAGAGAGGACAGGAGCGACAAGAUACCGAAAAUGAACAUGAAUUAGAACAAGAAGAGGAUGGUGAACAAGCUCGAGCAAUGUCUAAGGAAACCAAUAAGAAAUCAAACGAUGAUCGAGAUUCUUUGUCCAGGCAAAAUAUCUGCGUUACGUCGAUGUCCUCCAAUCAGAACUUACCCCUAUCUCUUUCAUUAGAGGACAGAGAAUUAUGGACUAGAUUUCAGUGUAUCACUAACGAGAUGAUCGUCACGAAAAAUGGAAGACGAAUGUUUCCGGUGGUUAAAGUAUUAGCACAGGGCCUGGAACCAGCAGCCAUGUACACUCUUUUGCUCGAAUUCGUACAAGUAGAUCCUCAUAGAUGGAAAUACGUAAACGGUGAAUGGGUUCCCGGUGGAAAAGCAGAAAUCGCACCUCCAAAUCCGAUUUACGUUCAUCCAGAGAGUCCAAAUUUUGGUGCUCACUGGAUGAAAGAAGCAAUAUCAUUUGCUAAGGUGAAACUCACCAACAAGGCUAACGGGAAUGGACAGAUCAUGUUAAAUUCGCUACACAAAUACGAGCCGCGUGUGCAUCUGGUUCGAGUUGGAGCCGAAGAACAGAGAACUGUUCUCACCUAUCGUUUUCCUGAAACACAGUUCAUAGCAGUGACAGCGUAUCAGAACGAGGAAGUGACAAGCUUAAAGAUAAAAUAUAAUCCAUUUGCUAAAGCUUUCUUGGAUGCAAAAGAAAGACCAACUGACACUCAAACGUAUCCUCAAUACUCAAGUGCUUGGUUCAUACCGCAGCCAACGAUGGGAUGUGAGUAUAGUACAUCCGGAAUAAUGACACCUCAAAAUCAAGCACAAAACGUCGUUAACAAUCACCUUACUCAUUCUUACACCGUUUCUACUAGUGGACGUAGAAAUACUUGUAGGGUAACACCAUAUUCUUUGAGACACAAAUAUGCUCAAGAUGAGGAACACUUAGAUCCAUAUGGGACUGUUCCACUCCUACAUUCAACGACCUACGUAACACCAUCCAGUUGGUCACCACGAAGUCCAGAAUCCUUACAAAGUUUAAAUCCAGCGUGCAUACCACCUCCACCUUCACAAGAAUGGGCAGCUUCACCUUCGCCAUCACCAACAUCUUCCUCGCAUACUACACUAGCUAGAACGGUCGUUGGAACAAUGACACCGACCAGUGUGACCGGAUGUACACUUUACGUCCCAGCAAGUUUACCUUGCAAUUCAAUGUCACAGGAUCAUCCCCAUAACUCAGACUCAUCCGCUUGGAUACACUCGAUGGCCCUAUCCGAUCAACAACAUCAUCAACAACAGCAACAGCAACAACAACAAUCCUAUUUAAAUUUAAAUUUGCAUCUCCAUCAUCAGAUGCCACCUUACACUACGGUAUCUCACGGUGGACUACAUCACGUUUUACAUCCAACCGAUAACGAAACAAUUCCUUCAGCUAAUCCAGCAGAAUAUUCGAUUCAUGAGUAUCAUCAUGCACCUGUAUCUCCAGUACAAUCGACGACACCUGAUCAACAUCUACACAAACAGCAGCAUCACAAUAUGCAAAUGUUACAUCUUCAACCUCUUUCACAAACCGAAACUACGUCACCAAAUGCUGGAGAAUAUGAUGAUCCUUCUAAAGAGCAUCAACAUGUACCUGGUGUUUGUCCUAAUCAAGCUGUCGAAACCCUAAAUAAUGUACAAUCCGAUGAUGAACGCAGGUGCUUAGCUGUGGUGAUAGAUCGUCACAAUCAUCAUCGACAAAACAAUCAACUGACUAAUACCGAUCAACAAACUAACGCUUGGACGUCUUUGACACCACCACCUGCUCCUCAAACAACGGCUAUUUGAUUUACAUUUAUAAUACAUACAAGCAAAUAAUAUAUUAGGUGAAGUUUCUUUCUACGAAACUAUAAAUAUAUUCGCAUAUAUUUGAACGAAAGUUCUAGCGAGUAUCGACUAAUCGGAUUUUCAAGUGG
This is a messenger RNA of Vespa mandarinia (Asian giant hornet), 2056 nucleotides long. RefSeq names its product T-domain transcriptional activator brachyenteron (gene byn). Gene Ontology annotation, molecular function: RNA polymerase II cis-regulatory region sequence-specific DNA binding; DNA-binding transcription factor activity, RNA polymerase II-specific. Gene Ontology annotation, biological process: mesoderm formation; cell fate specification; positive regulation of DNA-templated transcription. Gene Ontology annotation, cellular component: nucleus; chromatin. The record is from RefSeq and is a predicted model, not a curated record. NCBI's taxonomy places the organism in Eukaryota, Metazoa, Arthropoda, Insecta, Hymenoptera, Vespidae.